Messenger RNA from Tricharina praecox, 2021 nucleotides. RefSeq names its product ZIP zinc transporter-domain-containing protein. Gene Ontology annotation, biological process: zinc ion transmembrane transport. The coding region runs from base 139 to 1548 and encodes 469 amino acids. Gene Ontology annotation, molecular function: zinc ion transmembrane transporter activity. The record is from RefSeq and is a predicted model, not a curated record. The transcript is spliced from 2 exons. Gene Ontology annotation, cellular component: plasma membrane. NCBI's taxonomy places the organism in Eukaryota, Fungi, Ascomycota, Pezizomycetes, Pezizales, Pyronemataceae.
CCUCAAACCCCCUCUCCCCCCACCGAGAAUAUUCUGCUUGCUCUCUCCCGUUCUCAUAACUGCUUCCCCUCCCUCCGCAUUGAACCGGUUAAAUCAUAGCCCCCACGGCAUUUUCUUCACUUAUACACACGGCCCGUGAUGAUGUUUACACGCCACACCAGCGCACUGCCGCUACUGGCCCUCCUCGGCGCCGUGCAUGCACAGUCAGCCACUUCAUCUGCUGCAUCGCCAACCAUCACGAGUCUUGAUGACUGUCACUUGCACGACCUAGUACAAUUAUGCAUGCCUAAACCCGCCGGCGAGGAGGUCGUCGUCACUACCGCUUCCAACGCCGCCGCUGCCACUGCCCUGCCCACCGCUUACAACGACUGCCACACCCACGACGGAGAAACAUUCUGUGUCGACGCUGCCGGAAACGACGUCUUCAUCGAGGGUCUGUCCGGCGAAGCCCACGAAGACCAUGAGGGCCACGAUGAGGAGGAGGAGACCACAACAGUCGCGGCCACCACCCAACAGAACUGCCACUUCCACGCCGGCGUCGAGCACUGCACCGGUGGAACGCCCGAGCAGAUGGCAUUAGCAAGCUCGUGCGCGCGCGUCGACAGGAAAUACAACAUCCCGCUCCGAAUCGGCAGCAUCUUCAUCGUGCUCGCGACGUCCGCCAUCUCGGUGUUCCUUCCGCUGCUGCUCCGCCGCUUCACCAAGGUCAAGGGCUCCAACAUCGCCUUCACGCUGAUCAAGCAGUUUGGCACCGGCGUCAUCAUCGCUACCGCCUUCGUCCACCUCCUGACCCACGCCGACCUGAUGUUUACCAACGACUGUGUCGGCGAGCUGAAAUACGAAGCGACGACGACCGCGGUCGUCAUGGCCGGCCUGCUCCUCGCCUUCUCGGUCGAAUACGCCGGCAACCGGAUCAUCAACGCGCGCAACGCUCGCCGCGCCGCCGCUGCGCCAGCCAACCUCGAGUCCUCAGGCGAGAGCCCCAGUGCCUCGAUCGCAUCCGGCGAGAAGCCCGAGGCGGAGAUCGCGCACUCCCACGCCCCCACUCACGCCGAGCCCGGCGACGACAAGCUCUCCGUGCUGGUGAUGGAGAUGGGGAUCAUCUUCCACUCGAUCCUGAUCGGGAUCACGCUGGUCGUCGCGGGCGACAGCGUGUUCAAGACGCUGCUGGUAGUGAUCAUCUUCCACCAGGGCUUUGAGGGCCUCGCGCUCGGCACGCGCAUCGCCGGCCUCUCGCCGCAGGGCGCGCUGAACCCCGUCAAGAUCCUGCUCGCUACCAUGUUCGCACUCAUCACACCUAUCGGCAUGGCCAUCGGCAUCGGCGUUAGGAAUUACUUCAAUGGCAACGAUAGGGAGACACUCAUCGCGCUCGGCACCCUCGACGCGCUCAGUGCGGGGAUACUCGUAUGGGUCGGCUGCGUCGAGAUGCUCGCGGGCGACUGGAUGGGCGGCGAGCUGAGGAACGCGGGCGUUGUCAGGACUCUUGCUGCCGCGUUCAGUCUCCUCGCCGGGUUGGUGCUCAUGAGUUUGCUCGGGAAGUGGGCGUAGUAGAAGACGGAGGGGAUUGCUCUGAGUUAUUGCGUUUAUGUUGGUGGGUAUUUGGUUUUUACUUUUACUUUUACAGGCGCUGGGGCGUUGGGGGCAUGAUAGUUAUUUGGUUGAGUGUAUUUGUAUUUGGUUAAGUGUUAUUGUUUGUGCACUGCAGUGCACUGGGAAUAGAUGGUUGUAUUUUUAUUUUAUCUUACGUUUCUUGUGAUUCUUGUCUUGUCUCGUCUGUCUUGAUAGCCACCAGGAACGUGGUUGGGAUGGAAGUAAAUGCGAAUAUCUGGGUGUAUGAAGUAUCUAUCCAGUUUCAUGAUUGUCACCCGUCGCUACUUAAGGAUGAUGAUCCGGCCAAUUUGAUCGUGCUUGAUGGGCGUGUCUGUCUCCGUCCUUGGGUCUGUUUGGGUCUCGAGGAGGUAUCAUGGGCCAAGUGGGGAGAGUGGGGGAAAUAGGUAUACCACAGUGCUCAAAGACCUUGG